UCUGUGCACGUCGCUGUGAUUUUGUUAGCAAAUUAAGUUAACAGUUGUGUUUUUAUUUAGUUAAUUUUGUGAGUUUUUCGUUAAUUAAAUGUUUUGCGUCAAACGUUGGCUUUAAGUGCUUAAUUUUUUAUGUUACAAUGUGUUGCAAGCUAUGACGCAGUUGUUGAUGGAAAUAUCAUAAGUAGAGAUAAUUCUUUGAUGCAAAUGACUAACAACGGUGUGGGGUGAGAUAACGCGGUACACUACUAGUAGUACUCAAACACCUAGUGGUAUUAGUACAAUGAGUUUGGACAAGUUGAAGGUGGACCGGCAAGAGGGUGGCACUAUCGGCAAGGAGAGUCCCUGCUACUUCUGCAAUGAUAUGUUCGAGAUGGGCAAACUACAGAACCACCUGAAGCAGUGCGGCAGCAUCCUGGAGCAGUGCCCGCUGCGCUGCGGCGCCUGGAUACAACGCAAACACAAGCAGGUCCACGUCAAUGAGUGUCCCCAGAUGGAGAAGGCUCGUAACUCAUCAUCUCCGACGCACGUGCGUGUGUCGGAGCCGUCGCCACCUGCUGUGCCCGCCAGCAACCACACGUGGACGCCCCGACACAGUCCGCUAGACGAGUGUGUCACAUAUCUCGAGAAAGAAGUAGCUGGUAUCAAAAUAGUGCUGAGUGCGGAGUCGAGCCAACGCGAUGUAUUCUCUACGGAGCUGGAGACGCUACGCACCAAGCUGGUGCUGGUGGAGGAGCGCGGACAGCACGUGGUUUCGGCGAUCGGCGCGCUGCGAGCCGCGGUUGACGCUGAGGCCGCGCGCGCUGCCGACUGGGUCGCACAGUUCAGACAUGAUCUGUCAAAUGUGCAGCUAGCUUUGCAGGAGUUGCAGAGUCAGCAGCUGAGUACGGCGAUGCGUGUGGAGAGUGCGGUGAGCAGCAUCGUGCACGAGCAGAACGAGCGAGAGCUCCUGGAGCAGGCGAUGACUCAGCACGACAACAGGAUACGAGCAAUCGGACGACUGGAAGAUGUGAUGGAAUACAUAAAGCGUACAAUAGAAGAGGACAGAGAACGGAACGCGGAGAGCCGUGCGGUGCUGGAGGGCGAGCUGGCGGAGGCGCGACGUGCCUCACAGCAACUGGCACACCUGGCCAGUCUUAGAACACAGCUGGAGACCACCGUCAAUGAGAGACCGGCUUUAGACAGAGUUGCAGUACUGGAGGUGGCGACGGCAGACGCGAGAGCCGAAGCCGCGGAGCACUCCGGCAGGAUGGACACCAUCUCCAGAGACCUGCGCGCGCUCACCAAGUCCUACCACAAGAUACGUAGCGAGAUCGUGGACUUCCAGGCUAGGAUUAACUUUAGUAAUCCAGAACUUGGCAGUGACGAUGGUCACUUUAUAUGGAGGAUAGACAACUUUACUUCCAGAAUGAAAGAUGCUAAGGAGAGGGACACAGUACUGACCAGCCCGCAUUUUCGGACCAGCAAAUAUGGAUAUACCCUCAAAGCCGAAGUAAAUCUGAACGGUAUCGGCAAAUGGAAAGGUCGCAAUAUCAACUGCACGGUGCGGCUGGUGGCAGGCCCAUACGACCCGCUGCUCGAGUGGCCCUGCGACCUUAACAUCAGCAUAGUCCUUAGGGACCAGCCAGCUAACAGGCCCCAAGCAAUGGAUAUAGUAAAAUCACUGCAACUGCGACGCAAGUCCGCGUCCAGUCGUCACGACUACGACGAAGCGAAUGAGGAAAAGACGCGGUCUACUGAGAACCUGGACAUGAACGUGGUGCAAAUGAAGAAGCAGUACAUUUUCAUACCGCACACCAGCUUGGACAAGUUCGAAUAUAUCAAGAACGAUGUCAUGUUUCUAGAGUUUAUGGUCAAUCAAUAGACAUUCGUUGGCUUAAAACAACUCGAUGUCAUAAAAAAAUCUUUUUUGGAUUUUUUUGGACUUCAACGUUUUUUGGCCAUAGAGAACAAAAUGUGAAUUUUCAUAAAACAAAAUGUCACCGGUUUUCUUGUACUGUCAAAAUAAUACAAUCUUUAUUAUCUCUCUAUUCAAGUUAAUUACGUUAUUUUAUAUUCUUUUAUGUGCCCUCGAAAUAUCCAAUUAAA
Papilio polytes (common Mormon) is the source of this 2085-nucleotide messenger RNA. It is a transcript of the gene Traf-like, whose product is annotated as TNF receptor-associated factor 1. The record is from RefSeq and is a predicted model, not a curated record. The transcript has 11 exons. Gene Ontology annotation, molecular function: protein binding. Lineage: Eukaryota; Metazoa; Arthropoda; Insecta; Lepidoptera; Papilionidae. Bases 281 to 1861 code for a protein of 526 amino acids.